AUGUCCCGAUCUAGGCAUCCACAUUACGAUGCUGCCUCCUCCGCCAAAAACGGGGAAACGUUUAAGGAGCCAGAGCCUGCGGUGAUAGUUGCCUUUGAACAAGAUCCUAAUUGGUUGCAAGGUGUGGGUGGGGACCGUCAGAUCUGA
Paracoccidioides brasiliensis Pb18 is the source of this 147-nucleotide messenger RNA. RefSeq lists its product as uncharacterized. Bases 1 to 147 code for a protein of 48 amino acids. The transcript has 2 exons. The record is from RefSeq and is a predicted model, not a curated record.